Molecule: messenger RNA, 636 nt
Organism: Funneliformis caledonium
Lineage: Eukaryota; Fungi; Glomeromycota; Glomeromycetes; Glomerales; Glomeraceae
Source: the annotation of a GenBank genome assembly
AUGUCUAAAAAAAAAUCUAAUAAACGUCUUUUAUCUGAUAAAGAGUCUUCUGAUGAAGAUAAACAUAAAAGGAUUUUAUUGAUUUUAGCAAAUAAAAAAAAGGCCCAAGUAGAUGAAAUUAAAAGUUUGAUGAUGAUCAUUGCAAGAGGAAAACAAAAGGAAAUAGACCCAAAAGAUACAAUAAUUGAUUGGACAAAUGAUGAAAUAAAUUUUUCUAUAUCAACCUCUCGAUACGGGCAGCCUGACUCUUUGAAAAAUAUGGCCAAAAAGGCUUAUUCGUCAAAAUUGGAUGAUCAGUUAUUGGAAAAAUUUUAUAACGACAAAAUCCAACCAGUCCUCACUGAUAAUCGAUAUCAUAAUCCAGAGGUAUCAGAAAUCGACGAUGAAAGUCCAAGCAAAAGAUUGUCAUUAGAGACAUUAAGGUACAACAGAUCAUUAAAGUCAUACAUUGGAAGAUUUAGUAAUGUUAACUACUCUCCGAUCUGUGAAGAUAUGAAUAAUAUUGAAGAGAAGGAUGAUAGUCAUAAUGGAAACCAUGCUGACAGUUUUGAGAAGGAUAAUUGGAAUAGAGAAAGAAGAAGUAGAAGUUUAGUAUCGACAGAAUAUAAUAGUGAUUAUGAAAAGGACGACAAUUAA